Miscanthus lutarioriparius is the source of this 828-nucleotide messenger RNA. NCBI's taxonomy places the organism in Eukaryota, Viridiplantae, Streptophyta, Magnoliopsida, Poales, Poaceae. The record is from the annotation of a GenBank genome assembly.
AUGGCGCCGGCGGCGCCGGACGGCGGGGCCGAGUCGCAGCGGCAGGCGGACCUGCUCAAGCAGGAGGGCAACGCCUUCUUCAGGAAGGAACGCCUCAGCGCCGCCAUCGACGCCUACACCGGGGCCAUAACUCUCUGCCCAAAUGUUGCAGUAUACUGGACCAACCGAGCACUUUGCUAUAGGAAGCGGAAUGAGUGGGCUAAAGUUGAGGAAGAUUGCAGAACGGCUAUCCAGCUUGACAGCCAGUCUGUUAAGGCGCAUUACAUGCUCGGGCUAGCUCUUGUCAACAGCCAAAGAUUGUCAGAAGGAAUAAAAUCACUGGAGAAGUCCUUGGAGCUUGGAAGGGGUGCACAUCCUGCAAGCUACAUGGUUGAAGAGAUAUGGCAAGAACUUUCCAAAGCAAAAUACAUCGAAUGGGAGAGCUUAUCAAGAGAGCGAACUUCUCAACUGCAAAAGCUAAAAGUAGCAUGUAAAGAAGCCAUAAGGUGUUACAACAGCCUUGAUAACCCAGCUGCAGGUGUACCAGUAGAACAGCUAAAUGAGCUCGACGAAGUUUUCAAGAAGGCUGCAAAAGCUGAUACUCCAGCAGAAGUUCCUGACCAUCUCUGUUGCAAAAUUACACUUGAUAUAUUCAGAGACCCGGUGAUCACCCCAAGUGGGGUUACUUAUGAGAGGGCUGUACUUCUUGACCACCUUCAAACGGUGGGGAAGUUUGACCCCUUGACCCGUGAGCCACUUGAACCUCACCAGCUGGUUCCGAAUCUUGCCAUCAAGGAAGCUGUACAUGCAUUUUUGAGCGAGCAUGGCUGGGCUUACAAGAUUAGGUGA